AUGUCGUACUCCAUGUCGCCGCCCGCCCAGAAGCCGGCGCCGUACUCUCCAUACCAGGCGGCCGGCUCGCCCACGAACAACCAGUCACCAUACGCACCUCCCGCCAAGCGACCGCGCCUCUCGCCCGAUGCCAAAUCACCCAAUGGCGCAUCGCCAUAUUCCAAUCCGCCGCAUGGUCUACCAAUGCAGUAUGGCAAUCCCUACGCUCAGCAGGGCGUGCAGUCGCCUUACAGCCCUGGCUCCUUCGCAGGUUCUCCGCAAGGCUCUUUCAACACUCCGCAGCCGUACCAGCAGCAGCAGCAGAUGCCUUGGAACAACUAUCAGACGCCACCGCCGACGCAACAAAGACCGUCGCAUACGAGUCCUCCUCCGGCAAAUAGCAGUCGCGACAUGCCACCUCCCCCUCGACCGAACAAGGACGACCGGGAUGAGAAGGCUGGUAUCGAUGAUAUCAAUGACAGCCUGUUCAUGAGUGGCAUCAAUCUGAAAGAUGAGGAGAAUUAUUUGCACAAUACAUACAACAACCGGCAUGUGAAUGACAGCUUUGCGACGAACCAGUCCACGUCGUUCGGCUCGAGCACUGUGGGCUCGAACAACAACAGUUUCAACAUGCUCACUCAAGGUACGUCUUUUGGUAGUCAAGGUCAAGACGGCGGCAGACUGCAGCCGCGGUCACAAGAAGACAUCGAGAACGAGCAGAAGAGCAAGCGCGAGCAGGCUGCACGGGCAAGGGCGGAGAAGGAGCAACAUCAUCUCAACAAUCAAUUCUUGCUUGGCAACUGCGUGAGAAAUCGAAUGCACAAAUUGGCUACGGACAAUGCGGUAAGAGUGGAUGUGCAAGGCGUGUACGUCCGGAAUCCCGAUCCGUACGAGACGAAAGUCAUGGUCAACAGAGGAGGUACAGAAGGCGUCGCUGCGGUAGAGACGAAGCCCGAGGCUAUGAUUGAAGCUGGAGUACCAUAUGAGAACAUCCUCUCUCUUAUCAGCCUCGCCGCUGGAGAGCGCUUAAGAGGUCUUGUCGAUGAUGCAUUUGGCCUGGCACGCGCGAGAAGAUACGGAGAUCACGGUUGUGUAGUACCUCCAGAAUUUGCCGACAUUGCUGAGGGCCAGGGUAAGAAGUCUCAUGAGACAGUGGUACCAGAGAGUGUGACCGGCACGCAAUGGGACAAGGCGGACGAUGAUGGUGCGAAUGGUGUGAAUGGUGAACAUCCGGCGAACAGCGACAAGGCGACUCCGCAGCCCGUGGAGACAAUAUCAUUCCAAGGCACGCUCAACGCUCGGCUGCGCGAGCUGGCAGAGCGCGACAAGCAAGCCGAGAAGGAACGGGCUAAGAAACGCGAGGCACGAAAACGCAAUGCAGACAGUGCGGCAGGUGAUGAGAGCACUCCUGCCGCUACGACACCUGCGGAGACACCGGCAGUCGGGCCCGUUGAAGCCGCAGCGCCGGUCAAGAUGAGCAAGAAAGAAAUGAAUAAGAAGAACAAGGAGCAACAGACUGCUGAAGCGCAGUCGUUCACGCAAUCCAACCGGACCGCUGCGAUGAUGGCGAUGGGCGGUAAGAAGUCAAAGUAUUCAUGGAUGAGUGGAGGUGCGAACAACUUGCCCACGAACCGCUUUGCUAGACCCGCUGGCGGCAGUGGGACUGCGACGCCAAAGGCACAGCCUGAGCCCGCAGCCGCGGUGGCAGGAAAGGAUCAAGAAGUCAAAGUACCGACUUGGGGCGACUGGCGCGAAGACGGCGUCGAUGGCAAAGGCAUUCAGCUUCGGGAUUGGGUGCUCGUGCUGGAGCGAGAUGGGCGUGAGAAGCGCGCUCUUCAACAGGCUGUGAACAAGCUCUCUUGA
Lecanosticta acicola is the source of this 1842-nucleotide messenger RNA. Lineage: Eukaryota; Fungi; Ascomycota; Dothideomycetes; Mycosphaerellales; Mycosphaerellaceae. The record is from the annotation of a GenBank genome assembly.